CCUCUUUCUUUUUUAUUUAAAAAAAAAACACUAAUGUCUUCAUCCGUGGACAUUGCAACAGCUACACCCAUCUUGAUUGUAGAUCCUUAUCCCAGUGCAGCCACCAUGACGAGUCAAACGAUGCACAUCUCUUCACCGACGUCCAAGUACGAUAUCAAGACGAGCCAAGCGAGUACCGACUUUAACAGCGACAAGGAAUAUACGAUAUUAUCCAGUGCCGACACGGUAUACUACUACCUGGAGCCACCUACCCUAACGACGACAACAGAAGGGGUGGUGAUAUUUUAUAAUGGCCAUCAAAAAGCAGUAUGGCAACUGACAAACCGAGAUUGGCACGGCAUGACGUUAAUCUAUCAACAUGGAUUUAUGAUGGUGGUUCUAUCCACGACUCCGCCCCAAUUCAGAUUUAGCUUUCAUAAACAAUUUUAUCAUUGGCAGGUCAUUCAUGAUCGUCUCCAAUGCUUUGAGACAGAGUCAAAAAGGUUGAUUGGGGAAUUGGAUGGACAGACGUUUGUGUUGGAUAUGACCACGACAAAUCCGUUCCGCAAAAGUGCCAUUUUGGAGGAUGAUCCUUUUACUACACUUGUCCUCUUGUCAGGACUCUUGGUUCAUCAACAUGUGAAAAAUCUGCGUAAGUCUCUCCGUUCUUCUUCAAAAGGUAUGGAUCCACUCGGGUUCAUCAUGGAUCCACCGCCAGCCACGAUCAACAAAGAACCCACUGUAUUUAAUAACACCAUGUAUAAUAAUGAAGAGGAAGAAGAAGAGGAGGAGGAUAUCGCCAGUCUAUCUUCCACGUAUGUAAAGAAUUACCCGGGACAUCAGAGUCUGGUGGAUGAACGGGGUACACGGUGGUCUUCGGCGGAUUCGUUUAAGAGCAUUGAACUGGAUCCGGGUGUUUGGCAUUGUUGGUGGGGUUAUAGUUUUUGGUGGUCGUGGUUUCCUUGCUGUAUGCCCGGUGGAUGUUGUGAUCGAGCCUGUAUACGAUUGAAAGGACAAAAGCCGGCAAAAGCUAGAAGAACCACACGCACAUUAUCCAAGCAAGGUUGGCAACAGCAACACUAUUAACUCUCUCUAACCUCUUUCUCUCUUUCUCUCUCUCUCUCUCUCUCUUAUUGUUUGUUGUAUACCCCCCACAUAAAAAUCAUGUAUAUUUCAGGGCCUUUUUUUUUCUUUUUUUAAAUAAAAAUUCGAUUUCUGGCUGCUUUUGGAAAAGG
Messenger RNA from Mucor mucedo, 1214 nucleotides. RefSeq lists its product as uncharacterized. The transcript has a single exon. Lineage: Eukaryota; Fungi; Mucoromycota; Mucoromycetes; Mucorales; Mucoraceae. The coding region runs from base 34 to 1065 and encodes 343 amino acids. The record is from RefSeq and is a predicted model, not a curated record.